GAAAUAAGCAGGUGCUCAAAAGGGAAUAUAAAAUGUGGCAUUUUGUUUAUUGUUUAUCAUUGAAGGGCCUGGAAUGCAAGUAAAAAAAGCGCAACAAUGGCCUGUCGCUUUUUUUUAAAAAAAAAAUCGAUAAGGCGCAUAUUGAAAUAGCAUUCAUUUGUAGAAACGCAAGGAGCGCGUUUUCUAUUUGUCCGUCGCCUCUCUCACCGCGCCCAACCUGUUGCUUCUCAGAUUUUGUAACUUCAUAGUCCUCUCCGGAUUUAUAUCUCCAAGCCCGAUAAGAGAUAUCUAUCUCUUCUCUUUCCUCUCUUUAGUUUUUUAUAUUAUUUUCUCCAGCUCUUACAGCAAAACGCUUACAUUCGUUUUACAUCCGCUUUUACAUAUCUAUACAAGACAAAAAUGUGGCGGCAACACACAGCCAAAGCGUUCAAGUACGGAGCGGCCGGUGCAAUGGCAGCAGGCACGCUCUACGCGGGAACACAGUAUUACCAGAAUCGCGCUGGCAAGCAAUUUAGCCCAAGACUUCCAUCCUCCUCUAACAUGAUCUACGCCGACCCCCUAGAGACCCCGACACCCCCCGGAAUGCGGCCACACGCCUUCUGGACCCCGCCCAAGCGCGAAGAAAUGCUCAACGACCUGAAGGGCCUGAGCCGUGAUGGGGCGGACAACAAGACUGCGGAGGAGCGCGAGUUUGACGUCCUGAUCAUCGGUGGCGGCGCCACAGGAACCGGGUGCACGCUGGAUGCGGCCACCAGAGGGCUGAGAGUGGCUAUGGUGGAGCGCGAUGACUUUGCAUCGGGCACCUCGUCAAAGUCUACCAAGCUGGUGCAUGGCGGCGUGCGGUACCUGCAGAAGGCCAUCAUGGGUCUGGACUACGAGCAAUGGAAGAUGGUCAGGGAGGCGCUGCAUGAGCGUAAGACCUUCUUGAACAUUGCACCGUAUUUGAGUAACGAGCUGCCGAUCAUGCUGCCAGUCUACACCUGGUGGCAGCUGCCGUACUUUUGGAUUGGAUGCAAGAUGUAUGAUCUGUUGGCUGGCAAGCAGGGAAUCACGAGCAGCUACCUGAUGGGCCGUGGCAAGACGAUCGAGAGCUUCCCGAUGCUGCGCGCUCAGGGGCUUGUGGGCUCACUGGUGUACUUUGACGGCCAACACAAUGAUGCGCGCAUGAACGCGGCGCUGGCUGUGACAGCGGCUGCGCACGGCGCCGUGGUGGCCAACCACGUCGAAGUGACGUCGCUGAUCAAAGACACGGUUGACGGAAUUGAGCGUGUGCGCGGCGCCAUGGUGCGCGACAACGAGACUGGCGAGGAGUGGGCGGUCAAGGCGCGCAGCGUCAUCAAUGCCACAGGCCCGUUCUCCGACGCUAUCCUGAAGAUGGACGACCCGACCAUGGCCGACAUUGUGGCGCCCAGCUCCGGCGUGCAUCUGGUGCUGCCCUCGUACUUCAGCCCCAAGAACAUGGGCAUGCUGGACCCGGCGACGACCGACGGCCGUGUGGUCUUCUUCCUGCCGUGGGAGGGUGGUGUUGUUGCCGGUACCACGGACACGCUGUGCUCAGUGGAGGCUGACCCGAAGCCCAGCGAGAAGGAGAUUGAGUGGAUUCUUUCGGAGAUCCGCCGCUUCCUGUCGCCCGACGUCAAGAUCCGCCGCGGCGACGUCUUGGCCGCAUGGUCAGGUAUCCGGCCCCUGGUGCGCGAUCCCAAGGCGGCCAACACCAAGGAUCUGGUGCGCAACCAUAUGAUUCACGAGUCCGACUCUGGUUUGAUCACCAUUGCCGGCGGCAAGUGGACGACGUACCGCGAAAUGGCCAAGGAGACCAUCGACCGCGCUAUCAGCCUGCACUCGCUCAAGCCUCUGCGCGACUGCCAGACUGAGAAUGUGCGGCUGAUUGGAUCCCACGCAUGGUCCGACACCAUGUUCAUCAAGCUCGUGCAGAACUUUGGCAUCGACCUUGAGGUCGCCAAGCACCUGGCGCACAACUACGGAGACCGCGCCUGGGCUGUCUGCGCACUGGCUGACCAUGCCGGUGCCCAGAGCCAGCGCAUUCACCCGCUUUACCCGUUCGUCGACGCCGAGGUGCGUUACGCUGUGCAGUACGAGUAUGCACUGUCCGCUGUCGACGUUAUUGCGCGCCGCAUGCGCUUGGCCUUCUUGGACGCCCAGGCUGCACGCGAGUCCAUCCCGCGCGUCAUCGAGCUGAUGGCCGCCGAGCUCAAGUGGGACGACAAGCGUAAGGCGAAGGAGGCCAGGAAGGCUCUGGUGUUCCUGACCACAAUGGGCCUGCCUGACUCGAUCCUUGAUGAGCAGCCAAAGUCAUCUGCUGCUGCUACUGCUGCUGGUGCGCGCCAGGGAGUGGUCAACAUGCAGACUACGGCUACGCUGAACUUCCUUGAUCCGGCCUCAUACUACCGCCGCGGUAUUUUCUCUGCCGAGGAGAUUGGAGCUAUCCUGGCGGCCUUCUCCGAGUUUGACUUGGAUGGUGAUGGUCACAUCGAGGUCAAGGAUAUUCAGCCGUUGUUUGACUCCAUUAACGUGCCUGUGCCCGAGGGAGGCAUCACUUCGUAUUUGAGCGCUGCCCGUGUGGAGCAUACGGACCCCGGAAGCCACGUUGAGUUUGAGCAGAUCUUCGAUAUCUUGCGCGAGAUUAAGGAGGCCGUUAAUUCGAAAGGCCGUGCGCCUAAGGAGGAUCUGAAUCUCAAUCAGAUCCCCACUUAUCGCAGCGGCGGUGGCGUCUAAGUGAGUAUUUGACCUUAUCGACUUUAUCGAUGAACUCUUGAUAAAUGCAGCAAGGAUUAGGCGUCGCGUUGAUCCUCCGUUUCGUUUACGCUAUUGCUUGGGGGUAUGACGCGAUAAUUUUUGAUUGGUGUUGAUCCCUGUCCCUGCUCUUGCUUUAUAAACUGGAAAUUGAAGGCCUAAACACACGUUAACUUUUCCUUCUCAAAUCUUUCUUUUACA
Messenger RNA from Kickxella alabastrina, 2955 nucleotides. Its product is annotated as FAD dependent oxidoreductase-domain-containing protein. Bases 400 to 2736 code for a protein of 778 amino acids. Gene Ontology annotation, molecular function: glycerol-3-phosphate dehydrogenase (quinone) activity; calcium ion binding. The transcript has a single exon. Gene Ontology annotation, biological process: glycerol-3-phosphate metabolic process. Lineage: Eukaryota; Fungi; Kickxellomycota; Kickxellomycetes; Kickxellales; Kickxellaceae. Gene Ontology annotation, cellular component: mitochondrion; glycerol-3-phosphate dehydrogenase (FAD) complex. The record is from RefSeq and is a predicted model, not a curated record.